CAUUCUCUUUGUAAAUUAACUAGAUGUUUUAACUCCCCUUCUUUUUCACUUUUUCUGGCACAAGAACCCCAAAUCCAAUAAACACAUCCAUCCAUCUCACAAAAGGGAAAAAAAAAAGUGCAUUUCAUAUCAGAUGCUUUGCGUCAAGCCUGCUAAGGCUCAUAAAUCAGCUGUCUUAUUGCCCUGGUCAUUUCAACCAACGUCUGACCCUUUUGUUAACUUAUGAUUUAUAACUGGAAGUUACUUUUUUUUUUUUUUAAUGCCAGAUUUAUAAACUUUACUGUGCUUGGUUUGAUAUAAUAUCCAUUUUGUACACCAAGCUAUAAGACAGUAAAUUUAUUGUCUAUGAACUGUUACCUUGAAAAAUUACAUCAAUGCAAAGUGGUUUCCAUUUAGAAUCAAUGGGCAAUAAAUUCAUUGGAUUUUUUUUUUUUUAAGGGGGAGAGAACAUGAUGAUAUUUAUGAGGUCAUGAGCAGCUAUAUAACGGGUGAAACUGGGAGCAGGGGCAACAGUCAAACAGGAGUUCUGCAUUACAGGGGUAGACGAAGACGAAAUAUAUUCAACACAGCAACGAUGCAUAAGCUGGUAUUCUGCUGUCUCAUUAUUAUCAGCUUCUCCUGUCCUCUCUCAUCUCUCCCCAUCAUCAACGCCAGUGAGAUGUCUUAUCAACUCUCAGCUGAUGAAGAUUCAAGAUCAAAUCUGGAGCGGAUGGGCAGCCUAAGAAGCACUUCCUUGCUUCAGUUUCUGCCAGAGCUCUUGGGCACACUGACUGAAGACAACAAAGCAGGUCUUAGCCCCAGCAGCUACAAUGCAAGGGAAAAUAUCAAAGAGACUUUCUAUGGAAAUCAUCCUCGAAUUGCUUUGCUGGGCCGCUUCUUGACCAAGGACAGGAAACAGUACAAGAAACGUGGGAAUCUUUCCGAGUGCUUCUGGAAAUAUUGUGUGUAAACAGGAGAAGAAACUUUCCCUGACUUUGACUGCAUAAUUUAUACAGAUGUCUGAAAACAUGUAUAUAGAUUUGCUUGAUUUAAAAUGAGAAUGAAGAAAUACAAAGACAGCUCCUAACUUUAGACUCUAUUACCCGAAAAUUAAUAAAUUCUUGAUGUUUUGCAAUUAUGCUGUGAGCAGUGUAGUAUUUUCUUAGAGUUCAGCACAACAGGAAGAAAGUAAUGGGACAGAGAGAUAAAUAUGCAACACGAAGAGAACUCAGGCAGGGGAUGCAAGAUUCCCCUGGGGUCCUGUGAAAUCCCCCAGAAGAGUGAUGCCUCAACUGCCUCUAAGUCCAGAGGCAAGAGGACUUUCUCCUUUGUCACUUGACGUACAUUGGGGUGCAGGAAGAAAGGUGAGGGAUGGCAGCUUAACAGUGCCCAGUCCCCUCCUGCCAUCCCCAAGACACCACAAAAACAAUAAGCACAUCAGGAUCAAGCAUCUGCUCCCACUACUGCUGGGGAAAGAUAACAACUGCUUCUCUUGGUCACUUGUAAAAAAAGACCCACAAACCUAUCUCUUUGCAGCACCUUGCCUAGUCCUCAGCUGCCCAUGACAACAGGGUUGCCUAUGCAUAAUGCAGGCUUUAAGAACUGGGUCUGAUUAUCACCAAGCAUAGCAUGGAAGGUAAACACUACGGUUGUCUAUGUCACGGCUUUACACCCAGAUAGUGGACAGUCAGUGGAGGCAGACAGGGAUAACAUGACUUAAAAGAUUCUAUGACUGUGUCCUGCACUUAUAUGGCUGCACACACAGACGUGGGAAGGUGAUGUACGGACACAGAUCACAAGUGUUAUGAGGGCAAGCCACGUCCUGCUUGAGCGCUCAAGGGCAGUAGGAUUGGUUCCCCUGCGCCACCAUACGGUUUUUAUGCUGCUGUUUUAUCUUGGCAUCUAUAGUAAAUGAAGGAGAAAACAAAAGAGCAGCUGCAAAAGGGUUCUAGUCUCACUCCUUUGUAUGCAGAGUACCAGCAUACUUUUUCAAUCCUAUGUACUUCUGGAGAGUAUCUGCAAUGAAUAGAGCUAAAAAGUCAGGAAUUGUCCCUGGAGGAUGGCAAUCUUGAUAAUACGCACAAACGGUUGGAGCUGUGAAGCCCGUCCUUCCUUGUUCAAUACAUACUUCGCAUAAACCUUGUGCUAAUCAAGGCUCACAGAAAGCUUGAAUAAAACUUCACCUAACAGUGAUACACAUGCUAACAUUGAUCUCAAUAACACAGAUCAUUUAUCUCUGACUGUGCUGUUUAAACAAGGCCUAUAGGUUUGAUACAGCUUGUUCACUUCACAUAAAUUGUAAGACAGAGGAAGCCAGCUAUAACAAAGAAAAAUGUCCUUACAAAUGCAGAGCAGCUGGAUGCACUGUGCAGCUAUUUGAAAUAUUCUGAACAUUCAUCCUUCUCUUACACAAUGGAGCAAGUCAGCACCUGUCUGGAAAUUACUCCUUUCCUGCCACCUCAUCGGUCAAUAAAAACUUGUAAGAAAAGACUUCAAAUUUAUCUAAGUGAAUAGCCAUCUAAGAUUUAUUUCAUAGACAGGGAAAGGUGCAGAGCCUACAAAGACUGGGG
Messenger RNA from Grus americana (Whooping crane), 2549 nucleotides. RefSeq names its product urotensin 2 (gene UTS2). Lineage: Eukaryota; Metazoa; Chordata; Aves; Gruiformes; Gruidae. Gene Ontology annotation, cellular component: extracellular region. Gene Ontology annotation, biological process: regulation of blood pressure; blood vessel diameter maintenance. The record is from RefSeq and is a predicted model, not a curated record. Gene Ontology annotation, molecular function: hormone activity.